GAGUGAUACAAAUUUCCAGGAAAACAUUUUAAUUGUAGUAAAUUUGUUAGAUUUCUAUCAGGUUUUAACUCGGAUCAGUAAUAUGGGUUUGAUUAGGGUUCUAGGCCUAAUGAUAGGUCACUAGGCUUCCUUUAGGGUUAUGUACCAUCUCAGUUAUUUUGAAUUGACCAGAUAGGGGGUUCCCAAGGGUUCUGCUUCGUUUUGUUGUUUUAAGAUUCUUAUGGGUGGUGGGAUCCACAGAGAUGGCUUUCAACAAAAUUGCAUGCGUGAAUUUGUCUUGAGUCUCAACGCACUGUUCAAAUUAAACAAUUUAGACAUGCCCCAACUAUAAGACUAAGAAGUGAAUGGUAUAGUACAAUUUUGUCACAAAUUCAAGGGCAAUCUAAAGUGCCCGAUGGUAGAGGUCCGCCUUCUCCUGGGUAUCUGGAACAAAAGAAGCGUUCGCGAGUCGAGAGAGGAGUGCGUAACUCCCUGCCCUCCCCCUCCCAAAGUAAAUCAAAUCAAGGAAUAUGAGUGCCUACAGACAAGCCUCGCUGCUUUUCUUCCCCUUCAGGGCUAGCGUUUGGGGAGGGCGAGGCUGUGGGUACUCUUCGGUGCUUCAGUGUCCCGGGAGAAAGAAAGGCCCAGCCAAGGGUCCUCACAGCUGGCGUAGAAUUCGGCCCGUUCGUAGGCGAUCGACCCCAGAGAGGAAAGCUGCUUCUCAAGCUGGCGGAGGGAGAGGAAACGGCGCACAAAAGCAGUACGACCUGUCCCUUAUCGGCGUCUAAGGGGAAGGGUGGAGAAAACGAAAACAGAAGCGGGCCGGGUGCCUCGGCUCCCGCCCCAGCGCCUUUUAAACUGCGUUUCUACCUCCUCUCUCUCAGCGCGGCGGCUAAUGGAACCCGCGCGAGCCCUCCCGCCAAUCAGCGCCGCGCUUCCUCCCGUCGCCCGCCAAUGGCGGCGCGCGUUCUUGGGGCGUGGGCGAAGCAGGCUGCUCGCCUCCUGCCUGUAGUGUGUGGGCUGGGGUUGGUGCGGGCUUCCAGCUUGGCCGCACUUGGUCCGUAGUUCGGCUUCGGGGGCUUUUGUGUCCGGGUCUGGCUUGGCUUGUGUCUGUGAGUUUUUGCUCCUCUCCGCGGCGCUCCUCCCGGGCAGGAGCCGUGAGGCUCUGAGGCAACACAGCGGCCCCCCGACCAGGAGCGAGCGCGCCGGCGUGAGCGGCGGCGGCUAAGACUGCGGGGAGGGGGCUUCGCAGAUCCCCGAGAUGCCGGAGUUCCUGGAAGACCCCUCGGUCCUGACGAAAGAGAAGUUGAAGAGUGAGUUGGUCGCCAACAAUGUGACGCUGCCGGCCGGGGAGCAGCGCAAAGACGUGUACGUCCAGCUCUACCUGCAGCACCUGACGGCGCGCAACCGGCCGCCGCUCGCCGCCGGCGCCAACAGCAAGGGGUCCCCGGACUUCUCCAGUGAUGAGGAGCGCGAGCCCACCCCGGUCCUCGGCUCUGGGGCCGGCCCCGCGGGCCGGAGCCGGGCCGCCGUUGGCAGGAAAGCCACAAAGAAAACUGAUAAACCCAGACAAGAUGAUAAAGAUGAUCUAGAUGUAACAGAACUAACUAAUGAAGAUCUUUUGGAUCAGCUUGUAAAAUACGGAGUGAAUCCUGGUCCUAUUGUGGGAACAACCAGGAAGCUAUAUGAGAAGAAGCUUUUGAAACUGAGGGAACAAGGAACAGAAUCAAGGUCUUCUACUCCUCUGCCAACAGUUUCUUCUUCAGCAGAAAGUACAAGGCAGAAUGGAAGUAAUGAUUCUGACAGAUACAGUGACAAUGAAGAAGGAAAGAAGAAAGAACACAAGAAAGUGAAGUCCACUAGGGAUUUUGUUCCUUUUUCUGAACUUGGAACUACUCCCUCUGGUGGUGGAUUUUUUCAGGGUAUUUCUUUUCCUGAAAUCUCCACCCGUCCUCCUUUGGGCAGUACUGAACUACAGGCAGCUAAGAAAGUGCAUACUUCUAAGCGAGACCUACCUAGGGAGCCUCUUGUUGCCACAAACUUGCCUGGCAGGGGACAGUUGCAGAAGUUAGCCUCUGAAGGGAAUUUGAUCAUUUCAUCCAAGUCUAGCCAUGAUAGGUGUUUAGAGAAAAGUUCUUCGUCAUCUUCUCAGCCUGAACACACUGCCAUAUUGGUCUCUGCUGCAGCUUCUCCUUCACUGGUUAAAGAAACGACCACUGCUUACUAUAAAGACAUAGUAGAAAAUAUAUGCGGUAGACAGAAAAGUGGAAUUCAAUCAUUAUGUCCUGAGAGGUCCCAUAUUUCAGAUCAGUUGAUUCUCUCCAGUAAAAGGAAAGCACUAGAAGAGUCUGAGAGCUCACAACUAAUUUCUCCACCACUUGCUCAGGCAAUCAGAGAUUAUGUCAAUUCUCUGUUGGUCCAGGAUGGGGUAGGUAGUUUGCCUGGGACUUCUAAAUCUACACCCCAACUGGAUGUAGAAAACAUACAGAAGAGAAUUGAUCAGUCUAAGUUUCAAGAAACUGAAUUCCAGUCUCCUCCACGAAAAGUCCCUAGACUGAGUGAGAAGUCAGUGGACGAAAGGGAUUCAGGUUCCUUUGUGGCAUUUCAGAACGUACCUGGAUCUGAACUGAUGUCUUCUUCUGCCAAAACUGUUGUCUCUCAUUCACUCACUACUUUAGGUCUAGAAAUGUGUAAGCAAUCACAGCAUGAUAAAAUAGAUGCCUCAGAACUCUCUUUUCCCUUCCAUGAAUCUAUUUUAAAAGUAAUUGAAGAAGAAUGGCAGCAAGUUGAUAGGCAGCUGCCUUCACUGGCAUGCAAAUAUCCAGUUUCAUCUAGGGAGGCAACACGGAUAUUAUCAGUUCCAAAAGUAGAUGAUGAAAUCCUAGGGUUUAUUUCUGAAACCACUCCACCAGCAGGUAUUCAAGCAGCCUCCACUGAGUCUUGUGAUAAACAGUUCGACUUAGCACUCUGUAGAGCAUAUGAAGCUGCAGCAUCAGCAUUGCAGAUUGCAACCCACACUGCCUUUGUAGCUAAGGCUAUGCAGGCAGACAUUAGUCAAGCUGCACAGAUUCUUAGCUCAGAUCCUAGUUGUACACACCAAGCACUUGGGAUUCUGAGCAAAACAUAUGAUGCAGCCUCAUAUAUUUGUGAAGCUGCAUUUGAUGAGGUGAAGAUGGCUGCCCAUACCAUGGGAAAUUCCACUGUAGGUCGUCGAUACCUCUGGCUUAAGGAUUGCAAAAUUAAUUUAGCUUCUAAGAAUAAGCUGGCUGCUACUCCCUUUAAAGGUGGAACAUUAUUUGGAGGAGAGGUAUACAAAGUAAUUAAAAAACGUGGAAAUAAGCGCUAAUAAAAUUAAGACAAAAAGACAUCUGAUCUUUGAUAUGGGUAACCCAGAAGCUUUUCUAUGAAUUUCAGGUACUUUAUGCCAUCAUUUUCUUUUCCAUUAAGGUGGUUUUAGUUUCCAGAUCAGGGUAAUUGCAAAAUGUUAAGCUUCUACCCAUUAAAUUACAAUAUAAAAGUAAUUGCCUGUGUAGAACUACUUUUCUUUUUCACAGAUUUGGAUAGAUAGGAAGGCUGCUAUACGAUUUAAAGCUUUCUAGAUCACAUAUUAGUCUCUAAAUGGUUUUCUAUUUCCUGUUUUACUUAUGCUUUUACAAUUCUCCAAAAAAAGAGAAUUCUAAUUAGGCUAUAAGGAGUCUUUACCAUUUAAUAGCAUAAUAUGCAUCCUGCUUUAUACCUAGGACAGAAUUAAACAUUUGUUACACAUUCAGAACAGUGAUUUUGUUUUUGAUACUUUUAUCUCAGUAUCUUUUCACUUUCUAAAACUUACCUAUAUUUUUGCUCAUAUUUUGUUUGUUAUUUACUCAUGUGUGCAACAUCAUUCAUAUAGUCUAGAUCAAUGCAACUCAAAAUGCCAGUCCACAACCGUUACUGAUCCACAGGCAAGAUAAGCAUGCAGAAGAAUUUAAAACUAGAGAUACUUUUUAGGUCAGUUAUCUUUUCAUUAACUGAUAACAAUCAAUUCAUGGACCAGUACCAAUCCAUGGACCACACGUUGAGAAACACUACUUUGGAUAGUAGUAGAUAUCCUGGGAUAGUGCAUAUUCACCAUCUAUUUUGUCAGAUAAUGGGGCUUUUAAAAAAAAUACUAAUAAUACUUUGCUUUCACAAUGCAUUGUAUUUUGUGGAAGUUAAGUUUAACAAUACAAAAUCUAAAAGCAAAUUUAAUUUUUUUAAGCCAUAAGAAAUAUUAUAUUCCAGUAUCCGUGUAUCUGUAUAAAGCAGUGUAUUAUCUUUUCAUUUCUAUGAUUGUAAGAUAAUAGUCUAACUGUAGAGGUAUUGUGGAAAAUAGUAGCCUUAAGUAUAACAAAAUAUGGUCUCUUGGGUACUCCCUCUGGCCAUUACCACAUUCUUAGAUUAUACGUGUCCAUCUUUGCAGCUUUGUGAGAGUAAUUUUAUUUGUUGUCUUCUGAAAUGUACAUGUAUACAUGUACCUACUGAGUGCUAUGUGAUUUUCUUAAAUGUAUUACUGUAGAAUGCUUCUGCAAAUUCAAUAAAGUUGUUAAAUUUGAA
Molecule: messenger RNA, 4551 nt
Organism: Cebus imitator (Panamanian white-faced capuchin)
Lineage: Eukaryota; Metazoa; Chordata; Mammalia; Primates; Cebidae
Gene: TMPO
Product: thymopoietin
Exons: 4
Coding region: 1241-3325 (694 amino acids)
Molecular function (GO): DNA binding
Source: RefSeq, a predicted model, not a curated record